Messenger RNA from Daldinia caldariorum, 2210 nucleotides. RefSeq names its product phosphoglycerate mutase-like protein. The record is from RefSeq and is a predicted model, not a curated record. Gene Ontology annotation, molecular function: acid phosphatase activity. The coding region runs from base 524 to 2005 and encodes 493 amino acids. NCBI's taxonomy places the organism in Eukaryota, Fungi, Ascomycota, Sordariomycetes, Xylariales, Hypoxylaceae. Gene Ontology annotation, cellular component: fungal-type cell wall. The transcript is spliced from 4 exons.
UCUUCACGCUCUAGACCUCCAAAAACAUCACUCUACCUUACCUGUACCUGCCUAAGGUAAGGUACCACUACCUAAAGUAAUGGUAUGGUAACUCUCUAAUCCUAGCAAUCGAGUUACCUCUACCUCUACCUACCUCAUAGCAUUUAUAGGUAGUCUAUUAUAGGCAGGUGCAUGAAAUGAGCUAUGAACCAAAAUUGAUAAUUCGUACCAUCUUAUACUGGAACUAAAGCACUUACACAAACCAGAAGACGACUAUUCGACACGUGCUCGUCGCGAAGAUGAUAACACCCCAAAUUAACGAAUGCUACUCGGAAUGUUGUGGAUAUGCUUGUUUUAUAGUCUGAAAAUGAUAUCAACUGGGGGGAUGAUGAUUUAGAUAAUUCUAUUAGCGAACUGAUUUAUAAAAGAGAGAUAUAUAUAUACCUAGGUACCUAUAUAAGUAAUGGUCAUGGCCAUGAGAGUGCAUGUAGGGUUACAUAUCCAGCCCAUUUUGCUACAGAUCGAUCGUUAGCAAAACGUCGCCAUGCAGAUAUCACGAUCCGUCAUCGCCGCUUUAACAUUCCGGCUCUCCGAUGCGGCGGGACAACAUCUAGCGCCAGCUCAGGACAUUAAUUUUCCCCGUAGUGAAAGCGCGACGAAUCCCCUCGAGUGGCUUGGAGCUAACGGACCGUGGUAUGCUGGCCCAAAUGUAUUCGGGAUUUCACCCGAGCCCCCUCGAGGUUGCCAUGUCGACCGAGCUGCUUAUAUCUCGAGACACGGUUCGAGAUACCCCGACCAAGGGGCUUACGAUGGCUGGGUUUCCAUGUAUGAACGGUUUCAAGCCAGCAACUUUACGGCAACCGAGAGCUUAGCAUUCCUUCAAAACUGGCGGCCUGUCCUUGAAGACCCUGCUUCACAGAUUGCCAUGGAGAAUCCUACUGGUGUAAAGGAGGCCCUAGAUCUAGGUUAUACACUACGAACCAGGUAUCCGGGCCUCUACCGAGAAGGAGACGACUUCGUGGUGUGGGCCAAUAACUAUACUCGGGUCCUCCAAACAGCGUCCAUGUUUGUUCGCGGCUACUUGGGUGUCGCUGCUCCUCAGAAAGGGAGCGUAAUCUCGGUUACGUCUCGAGGUUUCCCAGCUGGCGUUGGAGAUUCGCUCGCCCCGUCGGACAUGUGUCCUAAUUUUAAAGAUCUCGAGGGAGGAGAAUAUAAAUCCACCUGGGACGAUAUUUGGAUCCCGCCGGUUCAGAAUCGUCUGCAGAAGUUGAUAAAGGGCAAUCUAUCUUUGACAGCGGGUGAUAUCGCCCAGAUACCAUACCUGUGCGGCUUCGAAAGCCAUAUCACUGGCCGGCUUUCGCCCUGGUGCGAUAUUUUUACCGACGAGGAGUUAAAGCAAUACGAAUACUCUAACGACCUUCGAUAUUAUUAUGGUAUUGGACCAGGUACAGACCUGCCCAAGAAGAUGAUGACGCCUUUCUUAAACACACUCGUUGGCAUACUUCAAAACGAGACUAGCACAGGCGUAGGAAUCAAUGGUUCGACUUUCAACAUUCCGAAGCUUUUGGUGUCGUUCUUGAAUGACGGACAGCUGACCGAACUCGUCACUGCGAGCGGUGUUUUCGACGAACAACCCGCGCUGUCUGCUACCGAGAAGGAUGACAGCAGAUUAUGGGUAGGGUCGCGGUAUGUGACAAUGAGAGGCACGAUCGCUUUCGAACGUCUGAACUGCGUGAAAAGGAGCUGCCGAAAACCCAGGGAUUGUCCCUCGAGCGGGUUGAGCGAGACAUACGUCCGCAUCAGAUUGAACGAUGCGGUGUAUCCGAUCCCCUCUUGCCGUAACGGCCCUGGGUCGUCUUGCCAGCUGAGCGACUAUGCGAGAUACGUCGCGGAAAAGUAUGCUGCCGAAGGGGACUGGAUUACGAACUGUAAUGUUACAGUCACCAAGGACACCCCGACAACAGUGAAAGGGGCCAGCUUCUUCACUGAUCUUAGUAACCCAUGGGUCCAGCGGCUAGCGGUUUGAAGCUUCAUGUUAUUGAUAGGUACCUACAGCAUUUGUAUACAUAAACUACUAGAUACAGGUAUAUUAGAGGUAUAUUAGGUAUAUACAUAUAUGGUGAAUCUACGAACGAUACUAUGAGAUCACAAAUUCUCUUGCGGUGGUUCGUUAUCUUAUUAACCAACUGACUACCUCUUACCUGACAACUGUUAACCUAUUGUAAUUGUUC